Armigeres subalbatus is the source of this 759-nucleotide messenger RNA. RefSeq names its product circumsporozoite protein-like. NCBI's taxonomy places the organism in Eukaryota, Metazoa, Arthropoda, Insecta, Diptera, Culicidae. The transcript is spliced from 3 exons. The annotation marks the transcript as partial. The record is from RefSeq and is a predicted model, not a curated record.
UCCGGAAGUUCCUCCGGGAAUUCUUCCGGAAGUUCUUCCGGGAAUUCCUCCGGAAGUUCCUCCGGGAAUUCCUCCGGAAGUUCCUCCGGAAAUUCCUCCGGAAGUUCCUCCGGGAAUUCCUCCGGAAGUUCCUCCGGGAAUUCCUCCGGAAGUUCCUCCGGAAGUUCCUCCGGAAGCGCCUCCGGCAAUUCCUCCGGAAUUGCCUCCGGCAGUUCCUCUGGAAGUUCCUCCGGGAAUUCCUCCGGAAGUUCCUCCCGGGCUUCCUCCGGAAGUUCCUCCGGGAAUUCCUCCGGAAGUUCCUCCGGGAUUUCCUCCGGAAGUUCCUCCGGGAAUUCCUCCGGAAGUUCCUCCGGGAAUUCCUCCGGAAGUUCCUCCGGGAAUUCCUCCGGAAGUUCCUCCGGGAAUUCCUCCGGAAGUUCCUCCGGGAAUUCCUCCGGAAGUUCCUCCGGUAAUUCCUCCGGAAGUUCCUCCGGUAAUUCCUCCGGAAGUUCGUCCAGGAAUUCCUCCGGAAGUUCUUCCUCCAGUAGUUCUUCCAGAAAUUGCUCCAGGAAUUCUUCCGGAAGUUCCUCCAGAAAUUCCUCCGAACAAAAAUGUUACACAUUUGUGCGUCGCCGAUUUCGCUCAAUCAUCCAUUCGAUUCGUAACGAAACGUACGACGGCAAAGCAAACCAUGACCGGCCGGAUGGCGUAACGCAAUUUCGGAUUACGCCAACGACGGCACCGCCACCACCGCCGCCGGUUGCUACGAUGAUCUUCUGA